AUGAACGGAAACACUGCAUCAGGGCCAGUGCCCUUAAUCAUUGAUGGAGUCGAUACCAAGACAGACCAUACCUUCGGGGUCUGCGACCCACAGACAGGUAUCGAGCUGUGGAAAGCGUAUGGGUCAACUGCUAAAGAAGCCAAUGCUGCCGCCGAGGCUGCUCAACGAGCAUUCCCUAUAUGGUCGGGGAUGAGCUAUCUCGAGCGAAGAGAUUUGCUACUCAAAGCCGCCGACAAACUGGCUGCUCGAAUUGAAGAGCUAAAGCAGAUUUCCAUGCAAGAAACGGCUGCAGCUCGAGACUGGGCUGACUUCGAUUGUGACAUGAGUGUUUUCAUUCUGCGCGAAGCGGCUAGUCUCAUAUCUUCUAUUACCGCUGAGUCGCCUCCAACACUCGAGCCCGAUUCGACCGCUCUGGUCUACAAAGUUCCUUUCGGAGUGGUACUUUCGAUCGCGCCCUGGAAUGCUCCAGUCCUUCUAGGAACCCGGUCUAUUGCAUACCCACUUGCAGGCGGAAACACAGUAGUGCUGAAAGCUUCAGAGCUGAGCGCACGAAGCCACUUUCUGCUUGCGGAAUGCUUCAGGGACGCUGGAUUCCCGCCUGGUGUGGUCAAUGUCGUGGCCCAUGAGCCUGCACGUGGUCCCGAAGUCAUCGGUGCGUUGAUAAAGCAUCCAGCUGUGCGCAAGAUCAACUUCACGGGGUCGACUAUUGUGGGUCGUAUUCUUGCACAACAAGCCGCUCGAGAGCUCAAGCCUAUCUUGCUUGAACUGGGUGGCAAGGCACCCAUUAUCGUCCUGGAAGGGGCCGACGUCAAAUCAGUGGCAAUGUCGGCAGCUUGGUCAUCCAACGCGCAUGCCGGCCAGGUAUGCAUGGCCGCGGAGAGAAUCAUUGUUCUUGACAGCGUUGCCGCAGAUCUGGAGACUGCCCUCGCACAGACUUACAAGGAGAUGUACCCGUCUAGCUCAUACAAACCUCAACCAGCGAUACAGACCUCUGGAGUGCAGAAGGUGCAAGAACUACUAGAAGACGCCACAGCGAAUGGAGCAGCGAUCGUCGCUGGAGAACCCACAGCUACCAGUGGCACAACACGAUCACUCCAACCUGUGGUCCUCAAAAAUGUCGAAAAGUCCAAGCUCUUUUACACCGAGUCCUUCGGUCCUGUACUAUCACUGAUAGUGGUGCCCACCAUGGACGAGGCUGUUCGUGUUGCGAACGAUACUGAAUACGGCCUUUCAGCAAGCGUCUGGGGCAAUCUGCCUGAGGCAAUCAAAGUGGCCAAAAGAAUUGAUAGUGGGGCGGUUCAUAUCAAUGGAUCUACAAUCCACGACGAGCCUACUCUCCCUCAUGGCGGGUUCAAGUCAAGCGGCACAGGACGCUUCGGUGGAAAGUGGGGGGUUGCUGAAUUCAUGACAACGAAGACAAUCAGGUUCAAAGUGUGACGAGUUGACAGUGCACGUAGAAACAAAAACGAGAUUACUACAAAGCUAGC
Exophiala viscosa is the source of this 1487-nucleotide messenger RNA. Its product is annotated as aldehyde dehydrogenase domain-containing protein. Gene Ontology annotation, biological process: GABA catabolic process. Gene Ontology annotation, molecular function: succinate-semialdehyde dehydrogenase (NAD+) activity. The transcript has 2 exons. Lineage: Eukaryota; Fungi; Ascomycota; Eurotiomycetes; Chaetothyriales; Herpotrichiellaceae. The record is from RefSeq and is a predicted model, not a curated record. The coding region runs from base 1 to 1437 and encodes 478 amino acids.